Messenger RNA from Sycon ciliatum, 3049 nucleotides. RefSeq lists its product as uncharacterized. The transcript has 8 exons. The record is from RefSeq and is a predicted model, not a curated record. The coding region runs from base 113 to 3049 and encodes 978 amino acids. Lineage: Eukaryota; Metazoa; Porifera; Calcarea; Leucosolenida; Sycettidae.
UUCAACCGUCCUCCGCUCGGAGGUCCCGAAGACGUUUUUGUGUUUCUCUUCAUUCUUACGAGGUGGGUGGUGGAGUGAGUUUGCAUUGCAUCUGACUUUUUGGGUAGACGCGAUGUUAGAUUACCGGCUGACACUGACAGUGGCAGGCUGCAUCGCUGUGUUUUGUUCGAGCAUCGCCUUGGGUAGCGUUGAACAAUGCGAAGAGGAGGAAAUACACGAAAAUCGUCUACAUACAUGUACGUGCGAGAAAUGGUUUUUCGUUCAAGUGGUCGGUGACCCGCAAGCGGAUGAAUCUUCCACAAAGCUGCCAUGUGGAGAGGAUGAGUUAAAGCCGUGUCCAUCAUUGGUUGCUGCCCUCCAUUCUGCCACUGAGUGGAAAAGGGCAACUGCUGACAAUGACAGUCUCACUCACGCCUGGAUCACAAUUUUGCUGAAGGGAGACGUGAAUUGCUCGGUACCUCUUCAUGUACGCGUUCUUGAAAAGGCGGACAGUGCCUCUGAGUUUGAUAUCAGUCGCGUUACGAUCAGACCUGCGAACAGCACAUUAUGUCCCACAAUUCGACUUACUGCAGCAUCCUCAAAGCCAGUGCCCCUGAAGUUUUCGAAUGCAUCAGCAGUGCGCCUCAGUGGUCUUGAGUUUGUCUCAUCGACCGUUUAUCUUGUCAUUCGAAUAGCUCAUCUGUUCCACGUUGACCGAUGUAAGUUCUCCAUCAAAGCAGAGUCCAUGAAUAUGCGUAGGCAUGUGACGUCUGUGACUUUCUCGUCCGAUGUGUUCUUCACACAUUGUGUGUUUGAGUUGAUGGCCGGAGAGGCUCGACCAGUCAUACCUGACGGUGCAACUAAUGUCAAAAACUGGGUCAAGCCUGUGUUCAAUGCAGUCAUCCCGUCUACCACCACCGAUGGCAUUCUUUCUGACACGGACACAUUCCGACAGUGGGCAGCUGGUGAGCCGGUAAUUUGCCAGGCGUACGCCAAGGAAAGAGCCCACUCCGUGUGCGGAGCAGAGUCCAGCAAGAACUGCGCAGACAGCGGCAGCAGUGGCAGCAGUCGGUGGAAGAUGGCACUCGUAGUGUACAACUGCACCUUCCGCAACCUGGGCCGGCACUUUGUCAUGGAUCGGCCGUAUUUGGUGUCAACAGACCGCACCCAGGGGAGUGCGCUGACGAUCUUCUUUGACUGUGAGGCCAGACAUCGCACAGUUAUCAUCGAUCGGUGUAUAUUUGUGAACAACAUGCACCCGCGGGACUCGCCUCUCAUGCUCCAGUUCAACACGCAUUAUAUACAGAACAAUCCGCAUUGCCGGAAUGGAUCUAUAACCAUGAACAACAUGGUCUAUGUUACAAACUCGGAGUUCCGAAAUAACUCAGCCCUUUUGGGCGGUGCUGUAUCCGUGAUCACACUCGACCACUCCUAUUUCAACAACGUGAAGUUUGAAAACAACACAUUUGCUGACAACAAGGCCCGACAGCAGGGUGGUGCCGUUGCGGUCUACUUUGCCAUUGUUACCGUUACAACGAACUGCUUCUGGGCAAGCAACAACAACACGUUCCUGAGGAAUUCGGUCCAGUUUCCUGAAAACCCAGGUUCGGCUGUGUACGUGUAUGCAGCCAGCGAGUCAAUUACCUUCAACUACCAAACUUACUUCAGGGAGCAACAAGGUCUGAACACUAGUGAGGCCGAUGGCUACUUGCGGCGCUGCCAUAAAGAAACAUCUGUCCUGAUGGAGGACACCACUUUCACUGGCAAUCGUGGCAAUGGAGCAUUCUUUGCUCGCAAUGUAGAUGCAAUAUUCCGCGGCACAAGUGUGGUAUCGUCUAGCACUGGCACUGGUAUAGCUGUGUCGUGUGCUACAGUGAGGUUCAGAGGAGGCCCAGUGAAAAUUGUAAACAACGCAGGGAAUUUGGCAGGUGCAUUCAAGGCAACUGAGUUUGCCCGUGUCCUGUUUCAAGUGGAAAUGUCGCAAGUCACGAUUGUGAAUAAUACAGCCGAAGCCGAUGGCGCUGGUUUGUUGACUGCUGACCCAACGUCUGGCAGUCCAUCCUUCGAUGAGUCUCUAUACUACAUUGGCAACACAGUGGAUAACACCCACAGAUGCCCAAUGGAGUUUAAGGCCAAGCUCACACUGCAGGAGGCAAAGGCACUGCUGGAUGAGAACAGCCAGGCAACAGAGCAUCCUGCAAUCUUGGUGUCUAGCUGGGAGAAUUGUUUCCCUCAGUUCAAUCCCCUAGACCACCCUGACCAAUAUCCUAAUGCUAGUCAAGUGGCAGCGAACAAAACAACCAGGCCCUUCUGUCUGCCCUAUGUUUCACCGAUGUAUAAUUACAACUCAACUACUCAUCCAGAAUGCAGCAUCCACUUAAACAUGCUGCAUGGUGUUGAUAUCUUUCACCACCAAGACGAUAUUUGCUACAGCUCGUGUCACGACAUGCAUGUCAUCAACAAGCCAGACAUGUUCAGCACACGAGUAAAGACAAAAGGCGCUUGGCUUGUGUUUAACUCCACCACCACGGCCUGCUAUCGGACGUUUCGCGGAAGGGUUUACUAUUACCGCAAGGACUGCACCCGCGAGACCCUGACCAAAGACAUGAUGCAUAGACUAGAGGAUCAAGACCUGCCGUGGACGGACUGCGCGCUUUUUCGUCAGGUCCUCAUGCGUUUGCGGUACAAGUCAUCGUUCGCACCUGUCUUACCUGGACUCAAAUUUGUGCUAGUGCCAUGGGCUGGUGCACUACAUGGUUGGAUGAGUUACAUGGAGCAACACCUGAAGACCAGGGCACCAGAGGAUGAUGGAUUGUUCCAGGAACGUGCACUGGCAUCUUGCUUCUUCACGAACAUAACUUUCCCAUUCAAAUCGGAUGAAUCGGUGAGCGCUAUUACCCUACAUCCAGCAUCUGGAGAGGAAUUCUCCCUAUCUGUGCAACUUCUUGACGAGGUCAUGAAUAUCCGAACAGGAGUCAUUUCAAUCAAGGCAGCAGAAGCAACCAAACAUGGAUCCUCCCAGGCGAAGUACAACUUCAACGUACCAGAAACCGUGCCCUACACGGACUGA